Molecule: messenger RNA, 951 nt
Organism: Penicillium soppii
Lineage: Eukaryota; Fungi; Ascomycota; Eurotiomycetes; Eurotiales; Aspergillaceae
Product: NAD(P)-dependent oxidoreductase
Exons: 2
Coding region: 1-951 (316 amino acids)
Molecular function (GO): NAD binding; oxidoreductase activity, acting on the CH-OH group of donors, NAD or NADP as acceptor; NADP binding
Source: RefSeq, a predicted model, not a curated record
AUGUCCAGCCCCCGUGUCGCAUGGGUAGGCCUCGGCAACAUCGGCCGAGGCAUGAGCCUGAACAUCGCCGAAAGAGGCCCUCAAUCAGGCCCUCUCCUCCUGUACAACCGCACGACAUCCCGCGCAACCACUCACGCCACUAAACUCGGCCAGAAAUCCGCAGUCGCAGACACCCUCACAGAAGCAGUAUCCCGGUCCGACCUCAUCUUCACCUGUGUUGGCGACGACGCAGCCCUCGACGCCAUUGUCGCCGCCAUCCUAGACGACAAGGCUCUCCCACAGGAUCUGAGCUCGAAGACCUUCGUCGACUGCUCGACCGUGCACCCUGAUACGUCACGCAAGACGGAGGCGUUGUUUGCCGCGCGGGGCGCGGGCUUCGUUGCGUGUCCUGUGUUCGGGGCGCCGAAUAUGGCCGACGCCGGACAGCUGAUUGUUGUUCCUGCUGGGAAACAGGCUGCGAUUGAGAAGGCGCGGCCGUUUUUCGAUGGCGUCGUUGCUAAGAAGACGAUUGAUCUUUCCGGUGGGAGUGGGGAGGAUAUUGAUGUUGGGCGGGCUUCUAUGCUUAAGGUUCUUGGGAAUACGUUUAUCUUGAAUACCGUUGGGGUGUUGGCUGAGUCGCUUGUUGCGGCUGAGGCAUCUGGAUUGGGGGUUGGACCGUUGAAGGAGUGGUUGGGAUUGUUUGCGCCGGGGCCUUUUGCGAAUUAUGCGGAGAGGAUGACGAGUGGGGAUUAUUAUACGCGGGAGGAGCCGCUCUUUGCGGUUGAUCUUGCGCGGAAGGAUUUAAGACAUGCUUCUGGGAUUGCUAAGGAGGGUGGAAUGACCAUGAGGAAUGUUGAGGUUACAGAUUCUUUGUUGAGGGAUGUUAAGGAGGAGAAGGGGGAGAAGGGGGAUAUCGCGGCUGUUUAUGGUGCUGUUAGGAAGGGCGCAGGUAUGGAGUUUGGGAAUCAGUGA